GGGAAGGGAAGGGAAGGGAAGGGAAGGGAAGGGGAGGGGGCGCUGCGGUGCGGUGCGGUGCGGUGCGAUGCGAUGCGGGGUGGGGUUGGGGUGGGGUGUUCGCCGAGCCGCCGCCACUAAGGCUCGGCCUCUCGGUGUCUCGGUCGCUGCGUCGUCGUCGUCCUCCCGCUCGUCCAUCAUGGCCCUCAACAUCCCCGGCGUGAGCGUCAUGAUGUUCUUCUACCUGCUGGUGCUCGCCAUCGGCGUGUGGGCCUCCUUCAAGUCCAAGCGGGAGGCCAAGAAGGGCCGCGGAGACCAGACGGAGAUGGCGCUGCUCGGCAACCGCGGCAUCAACCUGGCCGUCGGCAUCUUCACCAUGACGGCCACGUGGGUCGGCGGCGGGUUCAUCGUGGGCACCGCCGAGGCCGUGUACAACCCGUCCAUGGGGCUCAUCUGGGCCGUCAUGCCCGUCACGGCCACCGUGUGCUUCAUCUUCGGCGGCCUGUUCUUCGCCGAGCCGAUGCGCAACAGCAAGUACGUGACCAUGAUGGACCCGUUCCACAUCAAGUACGGCAAAGCGGCCACGGCCGCCCUGUCUCUGGCCGCGCUCGUCUCCGAGAUAAUGUGGGUGACGGGCACGCUGAUUGGAUUAGGCGUGACCAUGAGCGUGAUCCUGGAUCUGUCGUACACGGUGAGCAUCUGGAUCUCGGCCGCCGUGGCCAUCACGUACACGCUGCUGGGCGGACUCUACUCGGUGGCCUACACGGACAUCAUCCAGCUGGUGCUCAUCUUCAUCAGCCUGUGGCUGUGCGUUCCCUUCGCGCUGAUGAGCCCGGCCGUGACGGACAUCACGCGGACGGCGUCCAACUACACCUUCCAGCCGCCCUGGCUCGGCACGCUGGAGGACAACCGAGUGUGGCGCUGGAUCGAUAACUUCUUGAUCCUGGGCUUGGGCAACCUGGGCCUUCAGAACUUCCACCAGAGGACUUUGUCCGCCGCCUCGUCCACCACGGCCAAGAUCAGUUGUUUCGCCGCCGCCUUCAUCGUCCCCACGCUGGGAAUUCCUCCCAUCCUGCUGGGCGCGGCGGCCGCCUCCACGGACUGGAACAUGACGUCUUACGGUUCUCCGUCUCCGUUCGAGCGAGGCCAGACGGGCCUGGUGCUGCCCAUCGUGCUGCAGCACCUCACCCCUCAGUACAUCUCCAUCGUGGGCAUCGGCGCCGUGGCGGCCGCCGUCAUGUCGUCCACCGACUCGGCCCUGCUGUCCGCCGCCUCCAUCUUCACCUCCAACAUCUACAAGAACAUCCUCAGGACGCAGGCUUCGGAGCAGGAGCUGCAGUGGGUGAUCCGCGCGUCGGUGGUGGCGGUGGGCCUGGCGGGGACGUCGCUGACCUUCCUGGACAACAGCGUGCUGAUGAUCUGGUUGCUGCGUUCGGACCUGACCUACACGCUCAUGUUGCCGCAGCUGGUGUGCGUCCUCUUCUUCGCCGUGUCCAACGGCUACGGCGCCGUCCUGGGCUGCCUGACCGGAAUGCUCUUCCGGGUCCUGUGCGGCGAACCCGUGCUGGGCAUCCCGCCCGUCAUCCGCUUCCCGGGCUGCGCGCUGGUGAACGGCGUGUACGUGCAGAUCUGGCCCAUCCGCACCAUCUGCAUGCUGUCGGCGGUGGCGGCCAUAUUGUCCUUCUCCUUCCUGACCUCGCUGCUUUUCCACAAGGGCGUCAUCUCCGAGCGCUGGGACUUUUUUCAAGUGCUGACGCGGGACUCGGCCGAGACGCAGGACGCCUCCAAGUACGGCGUCAAAGACGAGGACGACGAGGACGAGGACGACGAGGACGUGAAGGAACAGAACGAGAGCAACGAAGUGUGCGAGCCCAUGUUGGAAUCCAAUUUUUAGAGCGCGUGACUUUGAUUUAAACACGACUGUAUGGAGUCGUUUAGGAACAAAAUGUAUGCAAGUUUAAUCGAAGUACAGUAAUCACACCAAGCUCCCCCCCCACCCCCGAAGCGCCAACUCUUCGUGACCGGCGAUCCGUGUCGCCUUCCUCUUUUGCGUUUUCAACUGGCAAUCGAAAAUCAAAGAAUGACAAAGGGACUUGUUUUUGUUGUUGGUUUUGUAGUGUCAAACUCAAGGUCCAGGGUCCGAAUUCAGCCCAAACGCUUUUUCUAUGGUUUUUUUUUCCCCCUCAUCUUUCACAUCUACGUGGAGACGCUUUGGCCCACUCUUCCUUGCAGAGUCGUUUUUUAAUUCAGCAACAUUGGAGGAUUUUCAAGCAUGAACUACAUUUUUAUGGUCACGCUUCAGCACUUCAAUCGGAUUCAAAUCUGGACUUUAACUAGGCCACUCCUAAACCUUUGUUUUUGUUUUGUUUUUUUAAGCCCUUCAGAAGUUGACUUGUUGGUGUGUUGUCCUGUGAGGACAAAUCUGGAAUGUGAUUGGCUGACGAAACGCUCGCAUUACUAAUAUAGUUUAUGUUACACGGGCCGUCACUGCUGAUGUAAUCUGUAAUCUGAUUGGACCAAAAAGUAUGAACCCAAAGCAGUUUAAUAGCGUUCCAAACUCAUUUUACAUUACCCUUAACACUUAAAAGCAAAAACAAAAACGGCUUGUAGCCUAUUUGAUUUGGAAAAAAAAUGUGCGCACACAACAAACGCUCCGCAACAACCCGGUCUUAAUUUAGCUCCUCCCCGACAUACAAAUCAAAGCAUACUUCCUUGACACCAAUUCCCAUUCAGACAGGGCUUUGGUGGUUUUCUUGUAGCAUGUCAGGACAUUUCAGAAAAAGUGAAAAAAAUAAAAUACAAAUGGGUGAAUUGAUUAAUAGUGAGCCGCGAAUAUACAGGGGAUUACUGUAGUUUUUGUUUAGUUUUUUGUUUUUGUUUUUUUUAAUAGGCGUGUAUGCUGACCGGCGUACACGGAAAAAAACGACAGCUAUGCUCUCUGUUUUAAGAGCUCAGCAUCCUCUCUGCAAUUUUAUGCAGCAAUGACACUUCCAGCCACGGACAGAAGGGGGCGGGAGGGGGCCACUGUUGCCAAAAAAGUGCGCGAAUGUGUUCAGCGUCAAGUGACUUUGCCACCAGCCGAUUGUGAGACUAAUGCCAGUAAAAACAAAAUGUUGUACAUGUUGUUUUUUUUCUUCUUAUUUUUUUAUUGUAUUUUAGCUUCUUAGACAAGUAGGUGAUUGUCAACAGCUGAUUGUAUCGCGACGGAGCGAUAAGAAGGGCUCUCAAGCACGAGCACUUAAAAUGUACGGGGAAGAAAAAAAUACAAAAAUCUGACUGCCUAUGCAAACAAGUGAGAAUAAUUUGUCAUUAAACCCUUCGUUAGCCCCCUUUGACUUAGCGUGUCUUGUCUAUUAUCUGCCCCAAACACAAUUUUUCACAUUAAUUUUCUAAAGUUGUCAAGUUGGUUUAUUAAAACAAAGUAACUACAACCAACUUUAUUGUUGACGUUGUGAGUCUCUUUUUCAAGCCAAAGUUAUAUGCAUACAGUAUAUACUUUUUUAAAUCCUCUCUUCAAAAGGACCAUUUUCAAAGGUUGUCAGCGGUUGGUUUAUCAAAACAAAGUAACAACGACCAGCUUUAUUCUUAACAGUGCGUCUUCAACAAAAGAUUUACAAAAAAAAUAUGAAAGGUAUUUCAAUCAUUUGUUCAAAACGUCCAAGGUGGUCAAGAGUUGGUUCAUUAAAACAAAGUGACGACGACAGCUGCGUUUGACCUUCAUCCAAACAAAAAACAAUUGACUGUGCAUUUUUAAUUCGCCAAUAAUCUGCUCAAAUCAUACCAUGAAUUUCUUCAGGUUGUUGACACUUGUUUAAUUAAAAUAAAGCAACCAUGGCCACCUUGAUGUGGAUAUUGUAUCAAAUGCAUCGCGGAUAUAUUUUUCAUUGAUCUGCUGGAAGCGCGACAUUCAUUUGCCAACCACGUCAACACUCGGGUUCUGAAACCAAAGUAACGACAAGCAGCUGCAUUCUUCCUGGCGCCGACUUGGCUCAGGCUCCAAAAGAACCCGUCGUUGUCGGGAGCGGCAGGCAUGCGAGACUUGUCCCGACACCUCCCCGGAGGAGGUCGCGCGCUAUCUGGGCGACAAUGCGUACGGCGUACACGUCGCAGACAACACGCCGAGCCUGCCGGGAACAACGGUCCCGGCGGACAUGCGAGCCCAAGAUAACGGCCCGCUGCUAUAUUAAGAGCUCACAUGCCGCGGUUGGCGUUUGAAGGACACUCGCCUGCUUCCCGCGUCCUCGCUUUGAUGCUUCCUCUAACGAGAGGGCCGAAACCAGGGCAGCACACAGAUGAGGUUUUUGGGGGCAUUUAUUUUUGGGUGUUGUGUGCCGGAUGCACGUCGGGAGAAGUUUUUGCUUCACGUUGACAUUUUUCGCCGUUUUCGGAAAUGAACUGGAAAAAAAGCUACGGCCGUGCCAAAACAGGACAACGCUCCUUUGCACUUGGUUUAUUCAACCAAAGUCAUGGCGAUCAGCUACAUUCUUCAUUCUUAACCGUGACGUGUCUUCUCUUCACCCGCCAAAUAUAUUGUAAACGCGUCUUUACACUUGUCGAUGAUACUCUCGAAACAAAACGUUCAUUUUCCAAGGUUGCAACGCGAAAUUUAUUUCAACAAAGUCACGGCAAUCAGCUCCAUUCUUGAUGAUGAUGAUGAUGUGUCUUAACCCGCCCAAAAAUAUUAUACGUACAUCUGUACUUUGUCAAUAAUCUGCUCAAACCAAAACGUUCAUUGUCCGAGGUCGUCGACACUGGGUUUAUUAAACCAAAAUAACAACCUUGUUGAAAGUAUUUGCUCUCCCCAAAUAUAUGCAGUAUACAGAAUACGUUUGUCUAUAAUCUGUCCAAAACGUAAUGUUCUUUUUUCCAAGGUUGUUGACACUUGGUUUAAUAAAACAAAGUAAGGAUGACUUGAUGGUGUUGUGGGUCUUCGCUUUUCACCUCUUUACCCAAAAAUAUUUACUUUGUCAAUUAUCUGCUAAAAGCAGAACUUUCAUUUUCCAAGGUUGUCGACACUGGGUUUAAUAAAACAAAGUAACAACAGUGUUGUGAGUCGUCGCUCUUCAAAUACUGUACAUACUGUAUCCAUCUUUGAAUGUGUCUAUAAUCUGCCUAGAAUACCUAAUGUUCAUUUUUCAAGGUUGUUGACACUUGGUUUAUUAAAACAAAGUAAUGACGUCCAUCCUUA
Molecule: messenger RNA, 5167 nt
Organism: Phyllopteryx taeniolatus (common seadragon)
Lineage: Eukaryota; Metazoa; Chordata; Actinopteri; Syngnathiformes; Syngnathidae
Product: high-affinity choline transporter 1-like
Exons: 8
Coding region: 68-1873 (601 amino acids)
Biological process (GO): transmembrane transport; choline transport; acetylcholine biosynthetic process
Cellular component (GO): plasma membrane
Molecular function (GO): choline:sodium symporter activity
Source: RefSeq, a predicted model, not a curated record